AAUGAAAUCAUUUCAUAAUUUUUAUCAGUUUGGGUAACCUAUUUAAUAUUUCGCAAUGUAGUAUUUUUGUCAAUUGUGGUUUUGUGUCACAGUGGAGAGCACGCUCUGCGCUACUUGCAAGUAAUUAUUUUGAACCUGUUUGGAACGAAACAUAUCAUAAUGCCUAAUGUCAAGUACUACUACUUCCCCGUGAAAGCUCUCGGUGAAAGUGUUCGUCUACUCCUCUCUUACGGUGGCCAGGAAUUUGAAGACAUCAGAGUCUCCGAGGAGGACUGGCCUGCGUUUAGGCCAUCGACACCUUUCGGUCAGAUGCCGGUACUAGAGAUCGAUGGUAAGGCUUACGCACAGAGCACUGCCCUCUCCCGGUACUUGGGCCGCAAGUACGGCCUCUCCGGAGCCACUCCUGAAGAGGAUCUGGAGAUCGACCAGAAUGUCGACUUCGCUAAUGAUAUCCGUUCGAAGGCCGCUACCGUCCAAUACGAAACCGACGAGAAAUUGAAGGCUAAAUACCACGCAGAUUUUACUAAGAACGUCUACCCGGAGUUGCUUGAGAAACUGGACAAGAUCAUCAAGAAGAACAAUGGACACAUUGCUGCUGGCAAGCUCACCUGGGCAGACUUCGUGUUCGCUGGAAUGUUCGACUACUUAAAGGUAAUGCUCCAAACUCCAGACCUCGAAAAGAAGUACCCAAGCUUCCAACAAGUGGUUGACGCGGUGUACUCUCUGCCCAAACUUCAGGCCUACCUCAAACAAGCACCUAAAACUGACUGUUAAAGUAGACACUAUUUCUUUGUUAAUAAAGUUAUAAUUUGUGAAUGUAUCGAUUUCUCAAGUUUAUUGUAAUAAAAAAAAGGCUUAAAUUAGAACAAGCUAAAAUCAACCAAGAUUUGAAAUGUUGAAUUAGUGGCCACUAAUUCAAUAUUAAAAAAAAAUUGUACAGUAUCUGGCGUAUGCGUAGAAGUUUUUUGUCGGUAAUUUUCCGUAAAAUCAAUUAACAAAAUAACUGCAUUUAAUAAUUUGUAUAACUACAUUAUAGGAAUAAUGAAAGUAAUGUAAGUGUAUAUUUAAUGUAUAAAUAAAAAAAAUAACAAUA
Messenger RNA from Pieris rapae (cabbage white), 1093 nucleotides. RefSeq names its product glutathione S-transferase 2-like. The record is from RefSeq and is a predicted model, not a curated record. Gene Ontology annotation, biological process: glutathione metabolic process. The transcript has 5 exons. Gene Ontology annotation, molecular function: glutathione transferase activity. Lineage: Eukaryota; Metazoa; Arthropoda; Insecta; Lepidoptera; Pieridae. The coding region runs from base 160 to 774 and encodes 204 amino acids.